CGCGUAUAUACACUCCUCUUUUAAAUAAGUAGACCACAUAGCUCUCUCACGUAGGAGAGCCCCUCGCCUUUUCUGCUUUCCUCCUCUCUCCAGCUUCAGGUAUGCUUGCAGAGGAGCUUCUCAUGACUAACACCAUACUUUCGGAUCGUGGGAUGGGCUGCUGCAACAGCUGCUGCCUCGGGUUUUUGAGGGGACCUGAUAAGCCAACCAACGCCAUCGAUCGCUUGGCCAAUCGUUUCUCUCGGGAUUGUACCGUGACGCCCUGCUCGGAAGAACCCGAUGAUGAUGAUGAUGAUCGAUUUCAUGGAGAUAGUGGGAGUUUCUAUGGCCAGAGAGAUCGGGCCAUCUACCGAGGAGUACCUGUUAAAGAGACGGGUCGUGUUUGGCGGGGCCGGCAUGCAAGCGGGAAGAAGAUGAUCAACGAAUACACGAUGGAGCGUAAGAUUGGAUGUGGAAGCUACGGGAAAGUAGGUUUGUAUCGAAGCAAUAUCAGCGGAAAGCAGUAUGCUAUUAAGACGUUUUCCAAGUCCCGUUUGAUGAGGGUGCGAGUUGCACUGGCCGAAACGGCUAUGAUGGAUGUACUUCGGGAGGUUUCAAUCAUGAAAACGUUGGAACAUCCAAACAUAGUCAAUCUCAUUGAGGUGAUUGAUGACCCAGAAUCAGAUCAAUUCUAUAUGGUUCUAGAGUAUGUGGAUGGCGAGCGGAUAUGCGAUCCUUCUGGAUCGCCCGGUGGGAUCGGAGAAAGAUCGGCUAGAAGAUACUUGAGGGACAUGAUCUCUGGGCUUAUGUAUCUCCAUGCUCAUAAUAUCGUGCAUGGGGAUAUCAAGCCUGAGAACAUUUUGGUCACCAGAAGUGGAAGGGUGAAGAUUGCUGAUUUCAGUGUUAGCCACGCUUUCCAGGAUGAUAAUGAUGAGCUUUGGAGAUCCCCUGGGACGCCACUUUUCACUGCACCCGAAUGUUGCUUGGGUUUUAGUUACCAUGGUAAAGCUGCCGACACUUGGGCAAUAGGCAUCACAUUGUAUUGUAUGGUACUAGGUCAUUGCCCGUUUAUUGGCGACAGUCUACAAGAUGCAUAUGACAAGAUAGUUAGUGAUCCGUUGUCUCUACCGGCAGAACUCGAUCCGGAGCUGAAGGAUUUACUCGGAGGACUUCUUUGUAAAGAUCCAAUGCAAAGGAUCACCUUAGAUGCCGUGGCCCAGCAUUCUUGGGUGGUUAGAGAGGGUGGCCCAGUCCCUCGGACAUCAUGUAAAUGCAAGGGAAGCAACUUUCGGAGCGGAAAUUGCGUCAGAGCUCAACCAGAUUUUGUUGAUUCUUUUAAUUUAGAAUGAUUCUUUUCUAUUUAUAAUAGUUAUUUUAAUUGAAUCAGCCAUUAAUUUUUUAAUCUCAUUAUUUGAUGGUCCA
This is a messenger RNA of Magnolia sinica, 1401 nucleotides long. RefSeq names its product serine/threonine-protein kinase GRIK1-like. The transcript is spliced from 12 exons. Gene Ontology annotation, biological process: intracellular signal transduction; protein phosphorylation. The record is from RefSeq and is a predicted model, not a curated record. Gene Ontology annotation, cellular component: cytoplasm. Bases 102 to 1328 code for a protein of 408 amino acids. Lineage: Eukaryota; Viridiplantae; Streptophyta; Magnoliopsida; Magnoliales; Magnoliaceae. Gene Ontology annotation, molecular function: protein serine/threonine kinase activity; ATP binding.